Molecule: messenger RNA, 1275 nt
Organism: Rubroshorea leprosula
Lineage: Eukaryota; Viridiplantae; Streptophyta; Magnoliopsida; Malvales; Dipterocarpaceae
Source: the annotation of a GenBank genome assembly
GAUCUCAGUUCAUCUUCACUAUUGAUUCACCAACAACAAGAUCUCUGUAUCCAUUUCCUUCUCUUCUUCUGUUCCCACAUGGCAACUCCCUACCCAAAACCCGUCAUUCCUUCCCAGACCCGCCUUGGAUGGAUUGGCACAGGCAUCAUGGGAUCUCUCAUGGCCUCCCGUCUCCUCGCCGCCGGUUACUCCCUCACCGUCUACAAUCGCACCAUUGAAAAAGCUCUUGCUCUGCAGUCACAAGGUGCUCACGUUGUCUCCUCCCCAAUAGAAGUCGCUCGACGUUCCGAUGUCGUUUUUACUAUUGUGGGCAACUCUAGAGAUGUCAGGGAGGUGACUCUCGGACCAAACGGUGUUCUUCCAGGGUUAAAUCCUGGAGGGGUCGUCGUUGACAUGACGGCUAGUCACCCUGCUCUGGCGCGGGAGAUGUUCGCUGCAGCACGAGCAAAAGGAUGCUGGUCAGUGGAUGCGCCAGUCUCUGGGACUGAUGUCGGCGCAAGAGAAGGGAAACUGGCUAUAUUUGCUGGCGGCGAUGGUGCUGUGGUGGCGUGGUUAAAGCCAUUGUUUGAUAUCAUGGGAGAAGUCACCUACAUGGGUGAGGCUGGAUGCGGGCAGAGUUGCAAGUUGGCGAAUCAGAUCGCCGCAAGUGCAGUCCUGGUAGGAUUGAGUGAAGGGUUGGUGUUCGCGGAGCGAGCGGGGCUGUAUUUGAAUAAGUUUCUGGACGCAGUGAGGGAAGGGACCGCGGGGUCGAGGCUGAUGGAUUUGUUCGGGGAGAGGAUGAUCAGGAAAGACUACCGGCCAACAGCGUUUGCUGAGUAUGUGGUGAAAGAUUUAGGAAUGGCUUUGGACUCUCUGGAGGAGACAGACGAACAGAGGACGGUGGCAGUGCCUGGCGCGGAAUUGACGAAGCAGUUGUAUUCGGCAAUGGUAGCCAACGGAGACGCCAAGAUUGGCAUUCAUGGCGUUAAAACUGUGAUAGAAAGGAUUAAUGGAAAAUAAGCUAGGGAAAAUUUAUAGUUUUAUCAAUAUUAACCUUACAAAAAGAAAUAAGUAAAAAUAAAGAAAUUUUUUUUAAUGGUAGAAUGAAUAAUUAAAGUUAUUAUAAUCAUAACUAAGAAAAAUGGUGGUGACAUAUGCAUAGAUGUGGAGAGGGGAGAAAAGGAAACUGGUGGUGAGAAUGAAAGAGAAACAGGGAGAGGUGAGGUUGAAGAUGACUCAUGGUCCCAUUAAUUUCCAUUUUUCUUUUCUUUCUUCUCACCUCAUUCUAGAUUAUCU